Molecule: messenger RNA, 994 nt
Organism: Carassius gibelio (silver crucian carp)
Lineage: Eukaryota; Metazoa; Chordata; Actinopteri; Cypriniformes; Cyprinidae
Product: mesoderm posterior protein 2-like
Exons: 2
Coding region: 124-825 (233 amino acids)
Biological process (GO): heart morphogenesis; mesoderm formation; somite rostral/caudal axis specification
Cellular component (GO): nucleus
Molecular function (GO): DNA-binding transcription factor activity, RNA polymerase II-specific; RNA polymerase II cis-regulatory region sequence-specific DNA binding; protein dimerization activity
Source: RefSeq, a predicted model, not a curated record
UCAAGUACUGACUGGGAUCCACUGAGGUGCCAACUCACACCUCACAGAGGAUAUAUACAGCAGGAACAUGCUCCUCCAGAAACCACAGCCUCAUUCAGCAGACAAUUUCUCAACUCUGCAGCCAUGGAUAUCUCCAGCUCUUCUCUUCAGCUCCAAGACAGCAGCGCUUCCAAGUUUGACUGCGAGAACCUUCUGGAUCAGAGCUACGCUGUAUCAGAUGCGGGAUACUACAGCGCCUGCAGCAGCCUGUCUCCAACCUCUUCCCUCGAUUCCUGCGGCUUCUCCCCUCCGGCUGACCCUAGCAGAGCGGGACAGGACAUACUGCAGAUCUUCCCUCAUGACAGCAUCACCACCCAGGAGAAGAGCAAGGUCCAGCCCCCCAAGAGAACCGGACGGCCAAGGUCAAAAUUCCCUGGAGUGAAGCGGCAAACGGCAAGUGAACGUGAGAAGCUGAGGAUGAGAGAUCUGACGAAAGCUCUUCAUCACCUCAGGACGUACCUGCCUCCAUCAAUGGCUCCUGUCGGAAAAACCUUGACCAAGAUCGAGACGCUGCGGCUCACUAUCCAGUACAUCUCCUGCCUGUCCGCUCAGCUGAAACUCAGUGAAGACGAGGAACAUCGUGGAUCUCAGGCCGAGGUCAACGCUGCAUCAACCAUCUUCGACAGCUUCACUGCGACCCCUUCAGAUCCUUUCAGAAGUUUCCCAGCUCAGCAGUUCCCAUCUAUGACCUGUUCUCAGACUCCAGUCGAAGGUGAUUUCCUUUCAAUCCCAGCUCCAGAAUUUUGGUUUCUCGAGCAGGACAAUUCAUUCCAUGGACAGUGCUGAUCAAAAUGGUCUGAAAUGCACAUUAUCUUAAUUCAGAUAUUAAUUUGCAUUUAAUGUUUGUACAAUAAUGAAAAUGAAAGACUUUAUAUUUGUAAAUAUUUGUACAGCUAUUUAUAUUUUUCUAUGUUUCAAAAUAUAUUAAUAUUUAUGAAUUUUCUGGAAAAUAAAG